CAACGAUUGUGCAUGGCAGCCAGCAGCGACGACCGACAACAAAACUUGUUUCAAAAGCUGAAACCACUAUGCGUGCCUCUGUUGGAAAAGUCGCAACUAACACCCGUCAACGUCCCUACCGUCCUCCAUUUACUGUCCGAUCUCGAGAAUACGUUGCAUCGCGAAUCUGAACGCCAACUAUCGACUUCGCUGGCGUCUUAUGUAUUCUAUCCCAUCUCGACGAUACUGCGACGAAAUGCACUAGCACAAAUCCCCGAUCGCGUACUAGAGCGAGUGCUCAACGUACUUACGGUUCUCUGCGAAUCCUGGUGGUGGGACUGCGAGUCAGAAGUAUGGACCCAGCUCUUUAUGCUAUCUAGUUCUAUACUCGGUGGCCUGGAGGGCAAGGGGAAAGACAAGCUCAGAAGUGAUGAAACCAGGGAAGCUGCCGCGAUGUGUUUGCUAGCACUAACGCAUGAACGAGACAACUCGGAACCGCCUCCCGGAGCUGCAGAGGGACUAUGUUCUGCACGCAUAGCAUUGCUGCAAGGUCACACUCAAUCCGCGAGGUUCAUACCCGUUCUCGGCCAGACCAUCGAUUCCCUCUUAACCACGUCUAAAUCUCGUCACAGACCCCUUCAGCACGUUUCUCUCCAGCUGUUGGAUGUGAUAAUUAGGGUUUAUGCUCCUAACCGCCUCGUUGCGUCAGUGCUACCUGGCAUCGUUAGCACCAUGUCCAGGGUUGCUCUGGGUACACAAGAAAACAAAGGGUGGGCGAACGGUAACAUCGUUGCAGGUGCACUGCUCGUCAUGCAGAAUACGAUAGCCAUAUCUAUAGGAGACGCAGUGUGUAUCGCCGAUGGCGCGGUGCGCAGCUUCGUUGUCCUUGAGGACCUGGUGCAUCUGAGUUGCUCCCCGAAUCCAACGAAGGAUACAACAGGGGCGUCCUACCUCAUCACUCGUACGCCUAGUUGGUUACAUGCUUCUGCGUCUCAACUGCAUAUCGCGUUGAAUGCCUUGACGCCACUGGUUUAUCAUCCAACGGCCGUGGCUCUAAUAGCGCUCGCGAACAUGGCGAAAGAGAUCCUCUCGACCACAUCUUUGACCCUUCCCCAGUCGCAGCCACUUCUACUAUCCUGGCUACUAUCCCUUUCUAACUCAUCGUACCCCAGGGUUGCCGACGCUGCCUACACGUCUUUACUGCACGUCCUCACUGGCAGUCCAGCAAAUGUGCGCCAGGUUCUGCUUCAGACUUUGAUGCACAUAUCCAAAGAGUGUAUGAUCUCCCUGCCGGUUUCUAUCGCCUCUCAGGCAGAUGCUCGAAUAGAAGAUAUCGCUGGACACGUGGAAGUAAUUUGCCGCCUUGCCGUGUCGAUGUCUGAUAUCCCUAAAGAUAUUGGACUGUCUUCUAUCUCUGGUACUCUGCAUUAUAUCUUGGGGCCUGGUGGAGGUAUUGAAAAAUGGGGGUGGACUCUUUUGUCGGUUCUCCAAUUCAAACCUCCUCCCGUCAGCAUCAAUCCGGUCUCCAUAUCACAACUUCUUUUGGAGGGGAAUCCAGAUACUAUUGAGAGAGUCACAUUCCCGGAAGUUACACUGAAGAAUGCCAUUUCCAGAUAUGCAACCGACCCCCUUGCGAGCAUGUUCCGUGCUCUGGGCCGUGCAAGUGGAGAUCACUGCCUAUAUGCUGUAGAGUGGUUCGUGAAGCUUGGCCUCCACUCCAAAUCCAGUGCUGCUGCGUCGUCACUGUGGUGCGCGGUUAGACUGCUGGAGGGGGUUAGUGGCAUACCUUUAACCAGCGAUGGAUUACAGAACCAGGGCGUGACGAGCUACAGCAAGCAUCUGGAGAAGUUCAUCAGGGGCCUAACUCGGGAGGUUGCAGAGCUAUGGACUGUGGAGCCUGUGGAUCCAAGCACAGCACCGUCAGAGGUGCGUGAAGGCGACGAGCUUUCCCCCCGAACAGAAGUUGUGAAGGGAGUGAAGGAAAUCAGAGUAACCCUCGACAUCGUGGAACCACGUCCGCCAACGACGCCAACAGCCGACGAUCAAUCGCUACUGCACCGAGCGUUUUGUCUGCAGCUCCUUGCGCUAGGUGCAGGCAUUCUGCAAGCUCGGUUCACGGGGUUGCUUAUCCACGUCAUCUAUCCUGUCUUACAUUCAAUAAUAUCUCCUAACCAUCACUGUUCCCUGAGUGGCAUGGCAGCUCUCGCCUUCAUUGCAAAUGCUACGUCCUACGCAUCGCCGGGAAGCCUUUUACUGUCUCACUUUGAUUAUGCACUCGACGGAGUGUCACGUCGUCUCAAUCGCAGAUGGUUUGACGUGGACGCUACGAAGGUUCUGGCGGUCCUAGUGCGCUUGGUUGGCAGUGACAUCGUGGAAAAAGCGGGCGACGUUGUAGAGGAAUGUUUUGACCGACUUGAUGAAUAUCACGGUUACGAAGUCAUCGUAGAAGGCCUGAUGGAGGUACUUGGAGAAGUUGUUAAGGCUAUCGAAGCGGACGAACCACAUGUCCGUGACGAGGUGGCGGAAGAUAACUCGCAAAUGGCCCACGAUCUCCAACCACUAUACGAUUGGAUCACCCAUCGUAACGAUCCUCUACUUGAUAGCGAUCACACGGACUACGGCCCUGCGCCACGCCAAGCGUGGCACGACCUCAGACAUGACGAAGGUGGACAAGGCGAACCGCAGAUCGGUGAUGAUCAACGCGAGGAAGAUCCCGCUGAGCAAGCGCUGACAUCAGUGCAAUCUCUCACCAAGCAGAUGGUUUCACGUUCGGUCCAUUUUCUAACCUACGGUUCACCAGUUAUCCGCACACGCAUUCUGUCACUUCUGACAUCUGCAACACCUGUCAUGCCUGAAUCAGCACUCCUUCCCUCGAUCCAUCAAGCUUGGCCGUUUAUUUUGAACCGCCUUAACGACCAGGAGUUGUUUGUUGUCAGUGCAACAGCAGAGCUGAUUGAAGCACUGGCCACCCAUGUAGGCAGCUUCAUGGGUCGCAGAAUAUGGGACGACAUCUGGCCCCGUUUUCACGCCAUUCUCAAAAAGCUCGAAAGCACUGACGGACAAAGCGCUUUGGCUCGGAGAGGUUACGGCGCUGUGGGCACCGACUCGGCCUACACCAACUCUCACCGGUUGUAUCGGUCAAUUAUUAAAACGAUGACCGCCGCCGUGAACGGAGUUUAUAUGCAAGAUGGAGCUGGGUGGGACGUUAUCUUGGCUUUUAGGCGUUUCUUACACCGCGGAGCACAUACGGAGCUACAGAUGUGGGCGAGGGAAUUAUACGCGACGCUCAGCAAGGGCAACGAGGAUGCCGUAUGGCUAGCGCUUAUGGCUACAUCAGGCCGUCUAACGGGCGAUGUUGCUUUUUUAAGAGAAGUCAGGUGGGACAUCAAUGACAAUAUAUUGUUGCUACUGAAUGAGUAGCCUUUCUGCGUGGCGAGCGAGUCACGCAAUCGUAGUUGGAAAGUGCCGUCGGAUGUGUAUUCCGGCUUCCUGAAAAAGUCGAGCAGAGUCCUCAUCACUGCAUGAAGGACUACCUCCUUGACGCCGCUCUGAAUGAUCUUUAUUGUACAUUUCAAGCACGGACAUCUGGGGAAAAACAAUGGCAG
Pisolithus orientalis is the source of this 3584-nucleotide messenger RNA. RefSeq names its product armadillo-type protein. The transcript has 3 exons. Gene Ontology annotation, biological process: chromatin remodeling. The record is from RefSeq and is a predicted model, not a curated record. Bases 13 to 3399 code for a protein of 1128 amino acids. NCBI's taxonomy places the organism in Eukaryota, Fungi, Basidiomycota, Agaricomycetes, Boletales, Pisolithaceae. Gene Ontology annotation, cellular component: cytoplasm.